This is a messenger RNA of Episyrphus balteatus (marmalade hoverfly), 2247 nucleotides long. RefSeq lists its product as uncharacterized. The record is from RefSeq and is a predicted model, not a curated record. Bases 610 to 2049 code for a protein of 479 amino acids. Lineage: Eukaryota; Metazoa; Arthropoda; Insecta; Diptera; Syrphidae. The transcript has 7 exons.
AAAAAGCACCUUAACCACUUUCUGGGUUUUUAGUUCCCAACACAACAGGGUGACUUCAGCCCUCUCCUCACACAGAUUAUUCCGCGAUUUGCCUCAUUUGUUUCAUUCUUUUUUAAAAAUCAUUUCGAACGUCUGCGGUGUGACUGUAGCGGGAGUAUUAUAUCUAUAUACUUUGCUCAUAGAUACAGAAAUACAUCGUCCAGAGAGCUUAAAGUGAAACAAUUUAUUUUUAUAUUUUUCUUGCAAACAAUAAAUAUUGUUAACAAAAAAAGUAGAAAAAAAUAAAAGUUCAAUAUUACGUGUGGAAUCGAUCGGCACUUGUUGUACGUAUUUACAUGGUUUUUGAAUCUCUCAGAUACGGGCGCGCACACAUUGUUGCAUUAAACGCUUGCUGAUCCGGUGUGUCACUCUCGGUUUUAGAUCCGAAAAUAAAAAUAAAAUAAAAACUAGUAAAUAAACAAGUUUUUAUCUGUUGGAUGCAAACAAGCUUCAAGCAUGUGAAGUUUAUUACUUCAUGCCUUUGAAAUCUUUUAACCGAAAAAUAUUCCCAGAGAAAAGUGCAUUGAUUAGAAAGCAAACAAAAUAAGAAAAUAAGUUAAAUCCACAAAAAUGUCCAAAAGUGUAAAUACAAAAUUUGGAAAAUGUUUUAUAAUAUUUAUGGCCGUUGUUAUUUUGGCACAAGGAGUUGUUUACCUCGGACUUGCGAUACAGGGGAUUAAAAUGCACAAUUGCUCGGGGGAGAAUUCCGAUCCUGUUGGAAAGACAUUCGAGUUUAUAUUGAAUUUGAUAUAUUUUUCAAGUCAAGAUUGUGGAGAACCAAUUCUACAUGUUCCAGAAAGUAUUACUAUUCCAGACAUUCCAAAUGGCCCACAAAUUAGCCGAGAUUUUAAAUUGGAGAUAGAUUUUAAAAAAGCAAACAUAUUAAGUGACCGCGAGUAUAUAUUCCUAAUAGGAUAUGCGGUUAUAAGUGCUCUUUGGGUGAUAACAUCAUUUCUGGUUUUAGUAACAAUCUGUUGUACAUUAACCAAAUUGGUUGCUUUGGUGUGCUUCUGGCCAUGGUUAAUAAGCGUUUUACUUGGGAGUAUUUUAGAUGCAGUUGCUACUGGAUUUCACAUAAAAGACAUUCUUCAAACAAAGUCAGCGAAGAGUACUUUUGAAUAUGUUGGCGUAAUAAACAUCGAUGAAGUUUUAGAUUAUUUCAAAGAUUAUCUUAAGGACUAUGAUAUAUUUUUCAUGAUUCCAGCCGUAGUCUUUGCAUGUAUUACUUCAAGAAUUGUUCUAAUUUGGUUAUUGAACAUUUUCGGUUCGAUUUUCUGUAUGUCAUUGGCCAAGAUUAUGUCUUCAAAUAAUGAUGAAGAAAACUCUAAGCAAUCACGCCGACCAAGCUCAGCAGACACUGCUGUUCCUUUUGAUUCUAAUAAUGAAAUGGAGGAACAAACAGUUGAAGUACGUUUUCGUCCUUCUCCCGAAACCGUUCGUAAAGUUCGUAGUACCUUGGAACCAGUUCAGAAGUCACCAGUUCAAACCCCAACGACAGAGAAACCAAUAGAACCAUAUGCCCUUCCUGUAUUACGACCAACGUCGAGCAACAAAAACUCACGUGUCAGUGUUCCCAAAAGUCCACCGAUUAAUCCUGCCGAAGCAUCUACAUACCAAAUAUCCGAUGCACAUCCUGAGAAUUUAGACUAUCCACCUAACCGAUUGAGUACACCAUCAUCACAUAAAAGAUCUGUUACACCAGAGUUGUCAGCCAUUUCACCACUUAACCUUCGUUAUUCUACCGUCGAUGGUGCAUCGUUAUUCCCAAAUCAGCCUCAUGUGAGCCAAGAGUUACGUGGCCAACUUCCAUGGUCGUAUACGAACAUUAUGAAUGAUCCCAUUGCUCAAAAGAAAAUUCAUUCACAUUUGACACCUCCUGCUGAUGAUGAUUCCGAUAAGGACUUCCCACCAAUACCAGUGCCAGAUUAUACUCUGCAUCCUCCGAAAAAGGAUCGAACGCCUGUAGUGGGACAAGAUAGACUAUCCCAAACAGGGUAUUCAAGGUGGUAGUGAAGGCGGAAUAUCUGAUGCAACGCCAUGUUGACUUUUGUUGAUUUUCUUAAUUUAUAAUUUUUUUUAUCCUAAACAGUUAUUUUAAGAGGAGUUUUAGCCUUCUUUCAUGGGUGCUCUGUUUUUUUUGAAAUAAUACGUUAAGUCCUUUGUACAUUUCUAAAGAAAAAAUUAAAAAAGUGAAUUUAUGUAUUUAAA